Messenger RNA from Dermatophagoides farinae (American house dust mite), 2683 nucleotides. Lineage: Eukaryota; Metazoa; Arthropoda; Arachnida; Sarcoptiformes; Pyroglyphidae. The record is from RefSeq and is a predicted model, not a curated record.
ACAAGAAAAUAGUAAAAAAUUUAAGAAAAAUUCAUCACCAUCAAAAUUGGAUCGAAAACGUAAAUCUUCUUCGGAUGAUAAAAUAAUGAUGAUGGAUGGUAGAAAUGAUAAAAUGAUGAUGCAGAAGAAAAUUAAUAUAAAAAUACCGAAACGUAAACGACUGUCAUCACCAACAUCAUCAUCAUCAUUUCUGGUCAUUCAUCAUCAUUUGGUGGUAGCAAACAAAUGAAAAAGAAUCCAUUAGAUGAACUUAUGGCACCAAUGAUGAUACCACCAUCACCUGAUGAUAUUAUACCGCUUGGAUCGAAUCAUCAUAUUCCCGUAACAAAACGUUCAAAUGAACCACGUAAACCAAAUAAUGUGGUGGCAUCGAAAAUUAAAAAUAUAAAAAAUCGUCGCCAAUCACCAACACGACUUCCAUUGCCUCCUGUUUCUCAAUCAUAUGCACCAUCACAUAAUCUACCGUAUGAUAAUUCUCCGAUAGUGUCGGCACCACCUCCACCACCACCACCACAACCAGCAGCAGCGACAACAACAACAGUUCCAAAUCAACCAUUUCUUGAACCACCAUACGGUUCAUCUGCUUUAUUCAUUGACAAACAAUUUUGUCGUCUUUUCUAUUUGGAUCCAACAACCGGAGUUGUACCAUUCAAAGUUCAUGCCGAUACUCCAUUCGAUCAGCUAAUGUCAACUGAUCCAAUGUUUUUGGAACCUAAACAGGUUUAUUUUUCUGGUCAUCCAACCAAAGUGAUUAUUGAUCCUGGUACAGCAUCGGAACAAAGUUUCUGUCUAAAUUUCAAUAAUCCUACACCAUAUUUAUUUCAUUUAUCGGGAAUACCACAUCCACAACGCAUUAUGCUUGGUUUACCUGAUCGAGAAUUAAUCGUCAAUGAUCGACCAUACAAAGCUCAAUUUGGUGGUGCACCAGUUCCAAUCUAUUUUGAAGCCGAUCUUCAAACACAUUUAUUUUUAUUAUCAGAUUCAAAACCAUUUCUACAAGUAUCGGAUGAACCACGUUAUGAUCUUUGGAAUCGUUUGGUUGAUGAAGCUAAAGCAAAAAUGUCACGUCACCAGCAACAACAACAACAACUACCACCACCAUCUACAACGACACAUCUUCCAUUCAAUUAUGGUCCAUCGAUUAACAACAAUAUACCUUCAAAUACAAUGAUAUCAUCAACUACUAAUGUUGUAACAACGAAUACAUAUCUCAUACAGCCAACAACCAUGCAGCAGCCCGCUUCAACACAAAUUGUUUCGGCCGAUUUAAUGCAACAACCACCAACUAGUACACAGGUGCCAUUCAAUUAUGGUCCAUCGAUUAACAAUAUGCAUUCAAAUAUAAUGAUACCAUCAUCAACUACUAAUGUUUCAACAUCAAACAUCUAUCAUCCACAACCAACACCACCAGUUUCAACACAAAUUGUUUCGGCCGAAUUAAUGCAACCACCGCCACCUACAACUACACAUCUUUCAUUCAAUUAUGGUCCAUCGAUUAACAACAUGCAUUCAAAUACAAUGAUACCAUCACCAACUAAUAAUGUUCCAACAACCAAUACCUAUCAUCUACAUUCGACAGCCAUGCAACACUCAACUCCAGUUUCAACACAAAUUGCUGCGAACGAAUUAAUGCAACAACCAUCAACCAUCACUACUACACAGGCGUCAUUCCAACAGCAACCAACAUCUGCUUCAGCUAAACCGGCAUUAUCCGAUCUUGGUUCAUUGCUAUCUAAAUUAUCGGCAGCCGGUUUAAUCUCCAAUAAAACAGUUUCAACUUUCACUGGAACAUCGACAACUACAACGACAACAACUACCAAUGAUUCGAAUAAAAUGAAAAAAGCUCAGACCACAGAACCCAAACGAUAUCUAUCGUUGGAAAUGUCUCAACUUAAACAAUAUCAUCAAUUUGUUAUCAAUCAACUUUAUAAUGGACUUCAAUGUACAAAUUGUUCGCUUAGAUUUCCGAAUGAAUCUGAUUCUGGAAAAAAGAGUCGAUAUUCACGUCAUUUAGAUUGGCAUUUUCGACAGAAUCGUCGAAAAAUUAAACCUGAAUUCGGUUCAGCUGCCCUCGCACAUCGUCGUCCUUGGUAUUAUACGAUUGAUCAAUGGAUUCUUUACAAAGAAGUUAAUGAUGAUAUUGAAGAAAAUAAUGGCGGAUUUUUCGAUUCAAAUUCAGCCGACAGUCCAAGUAGUGCAGCACAUCGUGCAAAUCAAUUUAAUAUGAAAUUUGCACAAUUUAAAGAUUGUAUCGGUGAAUUCGAUCAGUUCAUCGAAGUAAUAAGCUGUGAUAAUAUUAAUGUGAUGUCAAACAAUAAUAAAGAUGAUUCAAAUAAUCAGAAAAUUUGUUCGGUUGUUGCCGAUUCUGAUGUUACCAGUAAUUGUACUGUUUGUAAUGAGCCAUUCAAAAUUGAAUGGUAUGAAGAUGAAGAAGAAUGGCGUCUAAUCAAUGCCGUGUGCUUUUCUGUAGCCGGAAACGAUGAGCAACAACCCGCCGCCGUUGGUCGUCCAUUUCAUCCGCUUUGCCUUAAAGAUCAUCUGUUGCAACAAUUGGAGAAACAAUCGAUUCAAAAUAAUGAACAUCUUGACGAAUCCAACCAAAAUCUAUCACUAAAUUCAAUGAUGAUACACAUCAAUUAAAUCAGCUAGUUCUGGUGCUGGUAGUUCAUCAAUCAUACCAGGA